ACUUUUCUUAUCAUUAUUUUUCUGUUCAAUUGAUUGCUGCCGCUCUCGAUUGUGUAUCUGAUUUCUAAAUUUACCAAGCGCGCCAAGACCGAUGUUCAUCGGAGUCGCUACAAGGUUGCUGUCGAUGCUGAUGAGGGUCGUCGAAAGAGGGGAGAUAACUUGGUUGAGAUCCGCAGAAAUCCACACCGUCUGCAGCCGAUCUCAGGAGAAAACAACCUUAUUCGCCUCCGAUAAUGGGGAAACUUACGAAGCCGUCCUGGAUGAUCCAGAUGUCGACAUCGCCUAUAUUCUAGAAGCCUGCGAAGAAAACGACUUUCAGUUCAUGGAUUCUACAAUGUGGAUGCAUAAUCCUCGCACUGCUAAGAUGAGAGAAUUCCACGAUGAUCCCCUGCUUUUUGGUCAGCUUAAGAAGCUUUGAUUCUGAAACCCUAGCCGAAUUUUGAAUGCAGUUUGUGGUUCUAACUGUAACAGGUGCACAGCGUCUUCAAAUUCGCGGUUAAAUUGGAAAGGAGUGAUUUGCUCAGACGACUAUCUACAUUUAAACUCUUGUAGACCAUGGCUGCCAGUUCAUUGACAUGUGCUAGAAGAGGCUGGAUGAAUAUUGAUGUUGAUAAGAUUGAGUGUGAGUCGUGCAAUACAAAUCUAGUGUUUCUUGUAUCAGCUUCCAGGACUCCUGACGAAGGUGA
Molecule: messenger RNA, 686 nt
Organism: Impatiens glandulifera
Lineage: Eukaryota; Viridiplantae; Streptophyta; Magnoliopsida; Ericales; Balsaminaceae
Exons: 3
Coding region: 92-418 (108 amino acids)
Source: RefSeq, a predicted model, not a curated record